UUGAAUGUUCUGUCACUGAAACGGUGUCUAAGUCCACAGUUAAACAGCUGCCUUCCCAGAGCAGCAGAGGAGCUCUUCAUUCCUUUCAACAGAGGAAAAUCACAUCACACUGGCUGCUGUAAAGAAGAGAUUUUUUUGUCCUGCUUUUCUCUACGAUGGGCAAAGAACCUGCUUUUCUCUGCCAUGGCAAAGGAGUGGUACAGCCUGAAGUAGUGGCUGUCUGAGAUUGCGAUCAAAUACUAAAGCAGUGGAGGAAUGGAUACUGGACAGAUAAAGCAAACCUCUUUGUAACGGGAAAACAAAACAGUCUAACUGCAGCUGUUGGGGCAUGUUCACCAACUGGCCUUUUGCCAAUCAAGUCAGCACGACGUUUAAAUAAAGAAAAACUACUAAGCAGGCUAAACAUUCUUAGAAGAGCAAUACACACAAGAACUGAGAAAAAAAGAAACCUUGGGCUACGAAAAGGAACAGAAAUGAUGGCUGCAGUCUGACACUGACAGAUGGACGGAUGGGAAGCCAAGAAUAAAAGAAAGAACACAAGGGGAUGUACACGUGAUUAGGGGAAAAACAUUAAUUUUUUUUUCGUUCAUGGAAUGAUGGCGUGCCACCCCUUCCUGCAGAAAGCACAAUUGUCUACCUACGUCAAAAAAUUACAACAGGAAGAGAUGUCCAAGAGAAGCAUAAACUGAAGAGAAGAACUGUUAAGAAACUGCAUGAAAGCAUGACAGCCAAUUAUGCUGAUAAGCCAGAAAAGGAGUUCAAACUGGGUUACUUGGAGGGUACAUUAUCACAAAUGUAGCUCUACUACAGGCAUCAAGAAACACUGAAUGUUUCUUUUUAAUAACGGCUGCUCCAUUUGCAAUACACACGUGACUUGAUUAAAUGUGACAAUCAAGCAGCGGGGAAUUUUACAUCUGCAUCAUGCAGUGGAGAAGACGGCACUGCUUCCUGAAAAAAAUGACUUGUAAUGUUAAGAGGUCACUUUUCCGCACACACAUCAUUGGCCUCCUGUGUCUAGUUUUUCUUUUCGGCAUUUUCCUGUUCUGUAACCAUGUGGACUGGCUGCCUGGGAGGACUGGCAUGAGAGAGAACCCUGUGGCUUACACUGUGAGAGGAUUCCGUUCACCGAAAGGUGAGACCAAUCAGAGCUCACUGAGGAGCAUUUGGAAGGAGACUCUCCCUGCACCUCCCAAGCCUCAGGUCACUCUGAACUUGAGUCAUGCUGAGCUGUCUGUGCAGGGAGUCACUGGACUGGAGAACUCUUUGAGUGCGAAUAACAGCUUGUAUAGAAAGAAGGGGGCAGGGGGUGAUUUGAACACACAGCCUUACCGGUACAUCAUCAAUGAGCCAGACAAAUGCAAAGACAGGAGCCCCUUCUUAAUACUAUUGAUAGCAGCAGAACCAGGCCAAAUAGAUGCAAGGAAUGCCAUAAGACACACUUGGGGAAAUGACACCAUAGCACCAGGAAUUAAAUGCAUACGUCUGUUUUUGCUGGGCCUGGGGAAAAAUGGCAAUGGUUACUUGCAGCGUUCUAUUGUGGAAGAGAGUAGACAAUACCGUGACAUCAUUCAGCAGGAAUACUUGGACACAUACUACAACCUAACCAUUAAAACUCUUAUGGGGAUGAACUGGGUAGCUACACAUUGUCCAUAUACUCGCUACGUUAUGAAGACAGACAGUGAUAUGUUUGUCAAUACAGAAUACUUGAUUCAAAAGUUACUAAGGCCAGAUCUUCCACCCAGGCAGAAUUAUUUUACUGGCUAUUUGAUGAGAGGCUAUGCCCCAAAUAGAAAUAAAGAUAGCAAAUGGUACAUGCCACCUGAAUUGUAUCCUAGUGAAAGAUACCCAGUAUUCUGCUCUGGGACAGGGUAUGUGUUCUCAGGGGACUUAGCUGGAAAGAUUUAUAAAGCCUCCUUAAGUAUACGCCGUCUCCACUUAGAAGAUGUCUACGUAGGAAUCUGCCUUGCCAAACUGCGUAUUGACCCAGUCCCACCUCCUAAUGAAUUUAUUUUUAAUCACUGGCGGGUCUCCUAUUCCAGCUGUAAAUACAGUCACUUGAUUACCUCUCACCAGUUCCAGCCAAAUGAACUUAUUAAGUAUUGGAACCAUUUACAAAAUAACAAGCACAAUGCUUGCAUUAAUGCAGCCAAGGAAAAAGGCAGCAGACAUCGACACAGGAAGCUGCACUGGAAAAGGGGUCUGUGAUUAACUUUGUUAAAAAUGUAAAUAAGCAUGUACAGAGGUCAGUUCUAUAGAAGGUCACGCACGGUGGGUCUGGCACUGUGUACUGGUAACUGUCUUUAAGGAAAUUAUUUUUUUAAGUUUUAAAGAAAUGUCAUGUACUUGUAAAACUCUAAUGUGAUAGUUAAAGGGGCAGUAAAACAAAAUAUAUCGGUGAACAUGUGCAAGACUAAGCAUGCACACAAAUCUAAAAUGUACAGUUGCCAUUUCAGGUACCAGUAAGAACUAUCAGAAACAACAACAAAAAGUAUUUUUAGAGCUUGCUUAAGGACUAUGCAAAGGGCUGUUUACACUGUUUGUGUAAUUUCAAUAUGUAGAGUACAUGGAUGGUUCAAAAAGAAAUAUCCAGACCCAAGGAAAAUUAAUUUCAAUUAAAAAAACUCACAAAGGAUUCAAAGAGAAGAAUCCCUCCAGAAUACACUGUGCAGUACUCCCAGGAAUUCAUCUGACUGAUCCAAGCUUUGGCGUACUAAGUACUGGUACAUUUUAGGUACUACAAACCUGUUACACAUUUUUACUUCAAAGAAGUUUAUCUAGAUGGUGUACUAGUUUUAAAUUAUCACCUCUUUAUGGAUGGAAAUUACAUGCAUCACAAAAGAUAUCUUGAUUAUUGCUCAAAAUAUAGUGCUUCUUUGUUAUAAUGCUAAUAUCCAUGAACACAAAAUGAGGAAUGGAGGCUUAUGACUCACAAGCAUGCAAACUAAUAUACACAUAUAUUCCUUCUUUAAACUGCAGCUACACACUUCAUUUACAAAACCUCAAAACAAAUUAAAUUCAACUAGUUACAUACAAUAGACUCUACAGUACUAUACUUACAACAGCAGUCUCACAAGGUUCAGAGCAGGCAAGGUGAAGUAUAUUUGCACGGCAUGCAUUGCAGCAAGGAAGCAGUGUAUAUUACUCAGAGCAAAAUUGUGAUGAAAAAUGUUACAAUAACAAGCGCCAGCCAAUGGAAUAAAGUAAAAUUCUGAUACAAAUUUAUUAAUUUAAGGUCUACUUUUUUAUUCUGAAAGAAUACAAACCGUUUAUAUUUUCCUGAAUUCUUACAAUUUGUUUCCUCACUUUGAGUUUGAAACCUAUUUUUAUAUUUAUCUGAUAUUCAAUAUUUUUUACAAAUAUGAAAAAAUAAUUGAUUUUUAACCUACUAAAAAAAAAAUACCGUAAAAGAGAUUGUUAAAUACCAGUGAUAAAACUGCUGGAUUACAGGGUAAAAGGACAUUUAUGUUAUAACCGAUGUUUCUUACAUCCAUUCUAAGAACUGAAUUAUGAGGAAAAGUUCCAUAUUAUACGUCUCUAAAGUUUACUUUAAAGGUAUUCCUUAAACGUGUGCCAUACCAACACAUGUAUAAAAAUAAACUUCAUCCAUAGAAGAUCCAUCAUACAGAGGUGUCUUUACUAUAACACAAUUUUAGGGGUCAGCAGUAACAAGCUGUACUACUACUUUAUAACUAAAAGACCACAUUACAAACAAGUGCAUUACUAAUACAUGGCUCAUUAUUACCUAAUUAUUAAACAGUACAGAUCUAUUAGACACAGAAAGCAAAUACCAAUACAGACCUAGUACAAGGGUUGUUAACUUGAUCAUUCAUUAAUAACACAUGACUUACAGGUCACUCCUAAAGUAAAGUGGUACCUGAAAAAUCAAACCUGCACUAUAAGAAAACUGUAACAGAGAAGGAGAAGAAUAUAAGCUAUUUCUUACUACUAAAACAAGCUGUCCACAGUCUAAGGGUAUUAUCUUAGCUUUAAUGCUGAUAUGCUGCUUUAGCUAUACAUGAAUUAUUUUUUUUGCUUUCAAAACCUAAAUGCUGUAAUGUAUUAAGUGAAACUAUAAAUAAAAAAAAUAAUACUCAUU
Messenger RNA from Lepisosteus oculatus (spotted gar), 4096 nucleotides. RefSeq names its product beta-1,3-galactosyltransferase 2. Gene Ontology annotation, molecular function: N-acetyl-beta-D-glucosaminide beta-(1,3)-galactosyltransferase activity. Gene Ontology annotation, cellular component: Golgi membrane. The record is from RefSeq and is a predicted model, not a curated record. NCBI's taxonomy places the organism in Eukaryota, Metazoa, Chordata, Actinopteri, Semionotiformes, Lepisosteidae.